Molecule: messenger RNA, 3780 nt
Organism: Neospora caninum
Lineage: Eukaryota; Apicomplexa; Conoidasida; Eucoccidiorida; Sarcocystidae
Product: zgc:158610 protein, related
Exons: 6
Coding region: 1-3780 (1259 amino acids)
Molecular function (GO): protein binding
Source: RefSeq, a predicted model, not a curated record
AUGAGCGCGCCACCAAGCAUUCCCCUCUUCCCCCCUCCGGGUAGCACUGCAGGCUUCACCUUUUCCUCUCCAGCGCCGCUCUACCCCGGCCGACCUCGCGGGGGAACUUCCCGUUCAAACUCCGCAGCUCUCGCACGCAAUCGAACGGCCGCAGCCCGAGCCGCAGUGGCGGCAGCGCGCUCGACGGGAACGUUGGGACCGCGCAAACGGCCCAGACCCAGCGGAGGCGGCGCUGAAUCGAGUGUUUUCGGAGCUUCGACAGGUCGCCGGUCAGCUGUUCAAAGCAGCGUUCCGGCCACGAGAUCCACUCGCGCAGCCGCGGCAGCCUUUUUGCAACACAGCGGCGCGCUGCAGUCGACGCAGUCGGACAGUGCUUCCGGUGUAGCGACACCCUACCGGGUGGGGCAAGUCCUUACGGAUGCCUUGAACCGCCUUCAAAAGAAAGACAAGAAACAGAUUUUCGCAGCUGCGGUCGACAAAACGCUCGUUCCGGACUACUACGUCGUCAUCAAGGAGCCGAUGUUUUUCGAAAAGAUGAAGCAAAAGAUUCGCGACAAAGUCUACAAAACGCUGGACGCAUUCGACGCAGACGUCUCGCUCAUCAUCAGCAACUGUCGCCUGUACAACCACCCGGACACGCCGUACUGCCGAGUCGCCGCCCUCGUCGAGGUUUGCUGGCACAAACUGCGCGAGCGCGUGAAAGUGAAGUUCGCGAACGCAGCCGCAGCAGAUGCAGCGGACGAGGCUGUUCUCGCUGCGCUGCGGUCUUCCGAUGCGGGGCAACCCGGAGCAGGCACAGCUUCGGCGGCUCCAGCGCCGGGGAGUUCUCUAGACCGCUCUGCCGGCUUCCACCUCACCCAGGGUACCGGGAUCGGCAGCGGGGACUUGGGCGCCGCCGGGCGAGUCGCGAUCGCCGGCGACGUGGGCUCUGCGACCGCGGUCGAGGGGACACCUGGGGCUCCAGUCGCCGCAGGCGGAGAGUCUCUCGCCGGCGACGCAGCUGGCAAGUUCGGCGCUUCGGCAGGAAAGGGCCGGAGACUUUUCACUGCGGCGUCAGGCGCGACACGACGAGAUGCCGCAGGCGCUCACCCCCACCCCGCGGGGCUCGGUCCAGCGCGACAGACAAGUGGAGAGGAAUUGUUUCAUCUUCUCCGCAUGGCGGCGGAUCCUUCCUCGGCAGCGAAGCUCGAGGAGCUCCAGUGUGUAGACGCCAGGGAGGCCGGCGGGACAGCGCCUGGGGACAGCUCGCGGUCCCACCUGUCUCUUUCUUCCUCGCCCCCGUCGGACCCCACAGACGCAGCGGGCCUUGGAGCUUCCAGGGCGGUCAAGGCGAAGGAGACGCCGAAAGGAGCGAAGGCAGGCGCGGAGAGCAGAGACACCGCGACGGCGAGCGGCAGCUCCAGAGGUGGAAGUGUGUCCGUGUUUGGGCCAGAAGCCAGAAAGAAGGAUCCCUUCUUUUGGGCCUCUCUCGUCGUGCCGGAGCUCCCGGCCCCCUCCACACCGGCCUGGAGCCAAACGCUCGGCCCUGCGGAGUACGGCCCGGCUGCGUCCCCGCCGUCUUCGCAGAGAGCUCAACAGCCUCUUUACCAUAAAAGCAUUCAAACGUUCCUGGGAGAAGAGACGCUCGCUCGCCUGGAGAAGUUUUUCCCGGACACUGGACGCGAGCUGCGGAAAUUUGCGCACCACGAGGCGCUGCGAGCGCCUCUCAACGAUUUGCGCAUUUUCGGAAUUGACACGGCAGACUUCCCCGAAUAUAACUCGAAGCUGUCUGUGGACCAUAGCUACCUGCUCGGAGUCGGUGAGGGGCAUCUUCAGGCUGCCUCGACUCUCGUGGUGCAGCCGCCAGCCUCGCUGGUGUCGCUUCCCGUCUCGCCCUCUUCUCGCGCUGCCAAGUGCGCGGAAGGUUCGUCGACGGAGGCCUCUCCCCAGGCCCAGGCCAGUUCGCUCGACCUCUCCUGCUUGCAGGGUCUCGUCCAGAAGCACUUGCAUCGUCGAAAUCCGCAACUGCAUGCGAAACCCGAGCCGCCCGCUCGUCUGCUGGCAAGCUGCGCCGCGGGCGCGUCGCUCCCUCUCUCUGCUUUCUCGAGCGCGGCGUCGGGAGUCUUUGGAGCUCGGCGCUUGCAGCCCCUCCUUUCUGCGCGGGGCGAGGCUGCGGGACAGUCCCCCGAAGGCCUCGGUCCGCUCGCCUUCUCGCAGCCGCAGAGUGCGCGGAGUGUUUGGGCGCCCGAGCCGCUCGACGCCGAGGGCGGGCCGUCGCCUCGCGCCUUUCUGGCCCGCGAAGACGAGAAGGGCGAGGCUUUCGCGGGCGUCUCCGCUGCGAAAGGGUAUCUGUCUGGAGACACCGCGGAAAGCGACGACCGCGACCGACGCGGCGAGGCAGAGACGCACGCCAAGGGGCCGGGCUCCGAGGGAAGAGAAGCCGGAGGCCGGAAUGGGGACAGCUCCGCGGACGUGCGCAGCUUGGAGAAAGGGUCCGCGGAUCGAGCGGGGCCUGGGGCGGGGGCGAGUCCGAAGCCGUCGAGUGUGGCCGGAAAUGAAGCUCAGCUGCUCCAGGCAGCGGUCCGAAGACACUUUGACGGUUUGAUUGCGCAGGUUCUCAGCACGCCCCAGCAGCGACUGCUUCAGCUCCAGCAACGCAGACGCGCGUUCGCACAGACUCUCCACCUCUUGCUUCCCGGAGCAGGGAACCCAGGCACGCCCGCGGAAGUCGGCCUCGCGUCUGUCUGUGGCCAGGCGCAGGCCCCGUCUCUCCAGGGGAAGAGCUCUGGAGCCGGCUCCGCGGGAGACGACGCCCGGUCGAAACCGGACAAAAAAACGGGCGCCCUCGCCCACGCGGUGCAUGCGCCGCAUCCAGGCGCUGCCUUGUCCGACUCCGCCCCACACCCACGCCCGCCGCCGCUGCCUCCGCUCAAGCGCCAAGGCUCGUCGGGGCCUGCCGUCGGUGGUCAGGAGACAGGGCCCGCGACGGGGACCGUCCGCGCGGGUGCGGGGCACGUUUCGGGUUCUGGAGGUGCCGCAGCUGGCGGCGCGUCUGUGCCGGCGAAUGGCCCUCUCGUGUUCCCCUCGCUGGUCAACUCUUCUUCCCAGCAAGGCUUUGCUUCUCCCGGACCGCGCUCUCAUCCAACUUCGAACCUCUCUUCUCUUCCGCCUCGCCCUUCUCUUCCGCCUCGCCCUCCUCUUCCGCCGCAGCCUUCGAGUGCGGCUCCGCGUAGUGUCUCGACGGCUGUGACCCACGCCAGCGUCUCUCUCCAGUCUGAUCCGUCUUCUCUGCCUCCGGCGUCGCUGUCGGCCUCCCGUCCGUAUCCGUUUCCUUCCCGUCCAACCUCUCACCCUGUCUCUUCCCACGGCUCACCGGCUUUCCAGGCUCCUCCAUCGAGCGUCUCUUCGAUUCCGGCUUCUCACCCCGCGCCGUAUCCUUCGCCUUUUUCUCACGCCGCAGCUUCGGCGUACGCGUCGCCCCCCCCGUUUUCCUCUUCGUCUUCGCAGCCGUCGCCUGGCUUGCCGUUUUCUGUCUCGGCCUCGCAGCCCUCUGUGCCUCUUCAGUCUCCGUCUGGUUCCGUAUCUUCGGCUUCUUCGGGUUCUGCUUCGUCUCGUCCUUCUCCGGGCACUGCGCGGGGGAACCCGGAGGGUGACCGGGGCCUUGAAACGGGGUCGGGUCAUCCGCCCUCGAGGCCAGGUCUGAGUCUGAGAGAGGGAAACCUUCCCUUUCUUCGUCCCGGAGGCUCGGUCAACGCGGAUCCUGCGGGGUCGCAGCCUCUCUGUCACGGCCUGCCAAGUUGA